Molecule: messenger RNA, 1745 nt
Organism: Limulus polyphemus (Atlantic horseshoe crab)
Lineage: Eukaryota; Metazoa; Arthropoda; Merostomata; Xiphosura; Limulidae
Product: syntenin-1-like
Exons: 3
Coding region: 276-1187 (303 amino acids)
Cellular component (GO): cytoplasm; plasma membrane
Molecular function (GO): protein binding
Source: RefSeq, a predicted model, not a curated record
GUUAUGACGUUAUUUUACUUAUCAAACGUCCCGUGUUUUUGUUACGCAAUUUGUCAUUUUAACCAUUAGUCACAUAUAUAACGAAAUAGAGGUAAAAUAACGUAGUCAAACGUUUCACUUCAACUUUAAGUUGCAGUUUAUGAACAAGGUCUAAAUUAGUAACAGUUCUUUUUGUCGUGAAUUGUGAAAGUAUUUGUGUGUUACAUUCUGUCUGAAAGCUACAGAAAUUCUCUUCAGUGAGAAGCAUCAGAUAAUUUGAGAAAAACAAAAGGACCAUGUCACUAUAUCCGUCAUUAGAAGAUAUGAAGGUAGACCACAUGUUGAAGGCCCAAGCUCAGUCUGUGCCUUCUCAGCAACAUGUGGAAAGUGCUCAAGAAGCCCUUCCUUAUCCUGUUCAGCCAUCUUUAGCCCCAGCUUUGCUAGAUAAGUACUCAUCUCUCUACCCUGCCUUGGAUGAGUACAUGGGGCUCUCCCUGAGUCCAGAAGCUAUGGCAGAACAUAUGCCAAAUGCUGUUGAUCUUCUCCCACCAAGGCAAGUAGCUAUACCAAAUGCUUCUUCUUCACAGAUGGUAGCACCCAUAUCUGGAUCAUCUCUUGGAUUGAAACGAGCCGAAAUAACCCAUGGAAUUCGAGAAGUAACCUUAUGUAAAGAUAAUAAUGGAAAAAUAGGCUUACGUCUCCAUUCAGUCAACAAGGGAGUAUUUGUUGCUCUGGUCAAUGCUGGAUCUCCAGCUGCUCUGGCUGGUCUACGAUUUGGUGACCAGAUUUUAAUGAUUAAUGAUGAAGUUGUGGCAGGCUAUAGCAUGGAUAAAGUUCAUGGUUUACUGAAAAAGUCUCCUCCAGAGAAGAUAACUAUGGCUGUUCGAGAUAGGCCUUUUGAGCGUACGGUUACUGUGCAUAAGGAUAGUACAGGUCAUGUUGGAUUUGCUUUUAAGAAUGGGAAAAUAAUUGCUAUUGUCAAAGAUUCCUCUGCUGCUCGCAAUGGUCUUCUGACAGAGCACCACCUGCUGGAAGUAAAUGGCCAGAAUGUGGUUGGGCUGAAGGAUUCUGAAAUCACUCGAAUUAUUGAAGGAGGUGGAAAUGUGAUUACUGUAACCAUCAUGCCUUCCUAUAUUCAUGAUCAUGUCAUGAAGAGUAUGGCCAGUGGUCUCAAGAAGCUCAUGGAUCAUACUAUUCCAGAUGUGUAAGAAAGUUGAGUAGAAAGUUACCACAUUGAAUGGGAAUAAGAUGAAUGUUUGAUAAAUAUUUGCCAUGUGCUCUCAUGAUUCCUUAUUAUUAGAUACAUAAGAUUUUACAGAUGUGAAUGUUAAGUUUGAAUUUUUAUUUAAUGAAGUAGAUAUUUCUAACAUUUUGAGGUAAAGUUAUAUUUUUUGUGUUGAGCCUGCAAGUGAAUAAUUUACUUAUUACUAUUAAAAAAGAAAUUAUAAAAGAUGUUUUGUAGUACACUGUUCCAGAAUUAAAUGUUUGAUACUUUCUGUUGUAUUUCUUAUGAGUAUUUUUAAAGAAGAGUGGAUAAGUGCAUUUUUAUGAAGUGCAGUUUGAGUACAGUUAUUUUUCCAAGGUGUAAGGUAUAAAUGUAUUUCAACGUUGUGUGGUAAAUUACAGUAAAUAAUUAAGAUAUGUUAAUUAAAACUGUGAAGUAUAUGUAACAUUGUUUCAUGAAGUAAGCAGUAAGUACAUGCAUAUAACAUGCAUAUGUUUGGAAAAUUUGAUACUUGUCAUACUUAAACUUCACGUACACACAA